Molecule: messenger RNA, 1974 nt
Organism: Tribolium madens (black flour beetle)
Lineage: Eukaryota; Metazoa; Arthropoda; Insecta; Coleoptera; Tenebrionidae
Gene: cu
Product: nocturnin
Exons: 6
Coding region: 522-1847 (441 amino acids)
Molecular function (GO): 3'-5'-RNA exonuclease activity
Source: RefSeq, a predicted model, not a curated record
AAGGUUUGUUGGCUCAUCAAAAUUAAGGAAUUCAACAUAACUUUUUCAGAAUUUGCGUUUAGACUUUUGAAACUCGUAAAAAUAAAGUUCUUUAGCAGUCUAGUAAGUAUACUUAACUCAGAAAACUAAUUUUAUCAAAAUUAAGCAAAUUAUUCACGUGAUUGGACUAAAAAUUUUAUAUUUAGGAAUAUACCUAAUCUACACAUUAAAUUUGAGAAUCAAGAGAUUUCAAUCAACAGGCACCGAAAAUCCAAGGUUGUCAACUCAUAAUCUCGAUCUAAUCAUGCCAGAAAAUGUCUGUAUUGUUUGCAAAUUCACGUCUUUCGUUUUGUGUAAACAUUUUCCUUGAAGCCAUAAACAAAUGUCUACAUUAAUCAGCUUUUACGUGCGGUUCAUUUAAAAAUUCGGUAACAGUAGUGGGCGAAACAUCUGUCGAAUGCCAAUAUAUUUCCCAUUGUUCAACAAAUAACAACCCAAAAAAAUAAAUCCAAUUCGAAAAAAGUGCCAAAAUAAAUAAUUAUAUGUUCAGAUUACCUAACUGUUUUUCAAUUUUUAAUAUAAGCUUCAUCAUUAAAAGCAAAAGAAACGAAAUUGUUCUAGUGUUUGAUAUCAUCAACUCUGAAACAGUAUUUCAACCGAGACUUCAAUUUUUUCCCAAAAUGAGUUUUAUCGCCCACAAAGUUUUAAAGUCGAAACGCAAUCAUGAUUUUAUUCGGAUGGGCAGCUUUAGCUCCGCGCCGAAAAUCCAAAAUGACGAUAACCAAGACAAUGAUAUUCAAAUACCCAUCAAUUUCGGCCGAUAUGAACUACUUCAGUAUUGCCAGACCCAGCCUCAAGUCCAACCCAUGGUAAAAAGGGCCUUCAAGAAAGCGGGACAAGCCCACGAUGACACCUAUGGAUUUAAGUGUCGAAAAUUGAACGCUGUUACCAAAGGUUGUAGUGAUUACGUUUCUAGUCCUUACUCAUUACGAGUCUUCCAAUGGAAUAUACUCUCCCAAGCUCUUGGACAAAUGAACGACAAUUUCGUGAAAUGUCCCGAUGAAGCGUUGGAAUGGAACUCGAGAAAAUUCCGAAUAAUUGAAGAAAUCGUCGAGUAUUGCCCCGAUAUAAUUUGUCUACAGGAAGUGGACCAUUUCAAUUUUUUGAAAUACAUCCUGGGCACGCAAGGCUACACGGGGGUAUUUUACCCAAAACCGGACUCGCCUUGUGUCUACAUCAGCGGCAAUAAUGGUCCCGACGGAUGUGCAAUUUUUUAUCGAACCAACAAGUUCGAUUUACUUAACAUUGAGUCCAGAAUUUUGGAAAUCUGGAGAGUACAAAGCAACCAAGUGGCCCUCUUAGCGAAUCUGCGCAUCAAGGAGACCGAUCAAGAGGUCUGCGUGACUACCACUCACCUGAAGGCCCGCCAAGGCGCCUUCCUCUCCACCCUGCGCAACGAGCAAGGCAAGGAUUUGCUCCAAUUCGUGGCCCAGCAUUGCGGCACCCGACCUGUUGUUAUUUGUGGCGACUUCAACGCCGAGCCUGUGGAGCCCAUCUACAACACCGUUUUYUCCYACGAAUACCUGAAUCUUGGUAGUGCUUACGCUGACUGUGAUAGUUCGAACGUGAAUUCAGCUGCGCGAGAACCCCCUUACACGACGUGGAAGAUAAGGGACGAGGGCGAAGUCUGCCACACCAUAGACUAUAUCUUUUACAAGAAGGGUUGUUUAGAGGUAGAAGCCGUGUUGCAGUUGCCGACUGGAGAGGAAAUUGGGGAGGAUAGGGUUCCCUCGUUUUCAUACCCUUCGGAUCAUUUUUCUCUCGUUUGCGAUUUUAAAAUCGGUCAAUCCCAAAAAGCGACGCUCUGAUUUCUACAAUGUGAUAAUUAAUUUUAGGGAAGUGUUAUGCAAUGGCUAAAUUAUUUGUACUUACUUAUGUAUGAUUUUUCAACUAACGUAGGAUUUUAAUAAAAUCUUAAAAGAAGCCUCAGCUGAA